Aspergillus heteromorphus CBS 117.55 is the source of this 2667-nucleotide messenger RNA. RefSeq names its product putative LPXTG-motif cell wall anchor domain protein. NCBI's taxonomy places the organism in Eukaryota, Fungi, Ascomycota, Eurotiomycetes, Eurotiales, Aspergillaceae. The transcript has 2 exons. The record is from RefSeq and is a predicted model, not a curated record. Bases 1 to 2667 code for a protein of 888 amino acids.
AUGAUGAGGGCGGGCGAUCCCCGUGACGCGGGCAGACCAGCCGCGCUAACAUCCGCCGGCACCACCACCGGCGACUCCCCUUCAGCGUCCACAACAACACCUCCAACGCUUCCAUCUCCAUCGCCCUCCGUCUCCCACUCCUCCAUCUCUGCGUCGCAUCUCCCCUCCCUCUCCUCCUCCGCCGUCCCGUCCGUUCCCCGCCUUCCCCAGAGUCGCUUCAGCUUCGAGUACCAGUAUCCCCUGCGCAAACGAGCCCCGACGUCGCACCUCAGUUCCUCCGUCUUGAACAGCGACGACACGCCCGACCCGACGCCUUCCCUCCAGCGCACUUUUGUGUACGACAGCCCCCGCCGCUCGGUCCCCAACGUUCAUCUGUCCCACCUUCGUGACCAGGCCCUCUUGGAGUCGCACCAUCCGUCGCCGCGACGGGCCCUUGAAAAGGACGACGACCACGACGACGACUCCUCCUCCUCAGCGCCGCCCCUGGACGUCGACUCGGCCGCCCGCGCGUUGAGUCCCAAUGCAACCAAGCGCCGAAAGUCGUCCCUUUAUGCUCAGCAGACGACUUCGGACGUGAAUAGAAGGAUGCCUGCGUCCGCAGUGUCCUACUCUCCGGGAAGAUCGCUGGCCGACGAACGCCAUCGUGCCGUGAACGGGGUGGAUCGAUAUGGCCUGGGUGACGGCAACCGGACCCCCGUGGCGGACGAUUUCCGGUCCAAGAACGAAGAUGUCUUCCUGAACAUCGCGCGAUCGGAUUCUUCUGCCCGUCGCGAGUCGUUCGGGCGCUCAGAACUCCGACGGUCGCGAUUUAGGAUGUCUGGUGCUGGACUCCGUUCGCCAACCUCUCGUGUUACGACUGAACAAACCCCUUCUUCUCCCGAGCAACUUCGCUCGAAUGCCUACGAUAGCCCCUUGCGUUCGCAAGAUGAUCCCCCAUCCACCCCCAACAACGCCUCUGUCUCCUACUCUUACUCGGCUUCCGCCCAUCCGCUGGAUGAUCACGGUCGCUCCUCCACUUCUGCGUAUGCCUCUGGCUCGCGGUCCACGAUUGGCCUACCCCGAAGCCGAUUGGGUCGCACCAGCCCGGAGCCGUCGCCCUACAGCCCGGAAUCCCAUCUCGAGCGACGGGGCUCCUUGCAUGAAUCGCGCUCUUAUCGGCACUCCGCGCUCUCCACCAUCCGAAGCAGCCGGCAGCCAUCCAGCUCGGAGAUUACGGAACGCGCCCGGUUGGAGUCCGAUAGAUCUCGUCAGGAUGGCACAGAGUCCACCUUGUCGACAACGGCACCUUCCACCGUAUGGGAUGAGCUGGAGGACCUCAAAUCCCGAAUCAAGAAGCUGGAACUGACCGGGAAGCUCCCGCCAUCAUCCCAGGAGGCGAUAUCCUCCGCGUCUGGAGAACGGCCCCGAACAGCGACAACUACGGUGACUACAGUGUCGUCCUCGCCCAAACGCGGUCGCAACACAAGCAUCCAGUCGGGUGAGCCCGAUCCUAGUGCGACUCCUAGCCCCGUUCAUCCGCUUUUGCAAUCGGCGUUGGGCAAAGCAAAAGAUAUUUUGAGUAAUGAAGUCUACGCGGCUCUGGAAGUCACAGUCACAGAUGCUCUGGCGCUGUCAGGCCUCUUGGGAGCCAGCAAGGCCCCGUCUGGAGGCGUUUCCAUUGUAAAUGGUUAUACUCCCUCCGACAGACAAGCUAGAAGAAAAGCCGACAGCGUCUGUCGCAGCCUAACUGAGCUGUGCCUGGCCUUGUCGGACGAGCAGCAGCUUUGUAGGCAACAGCAGCUUGCAGUGCCGGACGCCCCAGUAGAGGAGCCGCAAAUCAAUGGCGACGAUGAAGACACCAUCACCCCGACGUUGUCAUAUCGGCGCAGCACGAUUCAAGAACCGGAGAGCCUGUCCCGGCGGCAGAGCACCAAGCGUAUUACCAGUCGUCUAGAGGCACGUCGGGCCAGUUUCGCGAACAACCCUGCCCUAGACACAAACACCACCACGACCAAUGACAUGGUGUCAGACGCCCAACUGACGCAGUCACCCGGGCCCGCGAUGCCUCCAAGCCGGCUGAGUCGGCUCUCUACAUCGUUACGAGCCAAGAGGGUGCACACCGAUGACGAUGCCCUCCCCGACCAGAGCCCGCAAACCCGAUCCAUAUCACGAAGCAUGACGGACUCCGCCCACCCAGUCGCAACAUUCCGUUCGCCCCGGCAACGAAUCUCGCAUGGAUAUGCGGCAUCGCAGUCGAUCCCCGAGCCGACCCCGGAUCGAAGUCCCAGAUACUCAACUCCCGUCCAACCCUCGCAAUUGCCUCAGCCUCGUACCCCGACGCUUUCGCAGUCCGCCAUCCCGCUGCGCCGGAGUAUGUUGACUCCUAGCUACCCUCCCGCAACCUCCCGCUCGAACAUCCAGGCAGGUUCCCGUCGAUACGGGAUCCCCUCGGGGAUUGGCUCUGCUGCUCUCGCGGCGGACGGGCCAAUCGAGGAUGAUCCUCCCCAGGAGCCUUCGCAGACCCGGAUCAUCGCCCCGUCCAAAAGGCUGGCUGCGAGCUACACGCCGAUCGCGCAGCAAACCCGUCUGAGAGCGAACAGCCUGGGCACGCGGAGAUUUGGCCUCCGGCAUCGACCGAUGGCUGUCUCCGACGAGGCUGUCAACUCGUUCAAUGACCGUAUUGAUUAA